This is a messenger RNA of Impatiens glandulifera, 1798 nucleotides long. Its product is annotated as protein decapping 5-like. Lineage: Eukaryota; Viridiplantae; Streptophyta; Magnoliopsida; Ericales; Balsaminaceae. Bases 41 to 1654 code for a protein of 537 amino acids. The transcript has 7 exons. Gene Ontology annotation, molecular function: mRNA binding. The record is from RefSeq and is a predicted model, not a curated record. Gene Ontology annotation, biological process: cytoplasmic stress granule assembly; P-body assembly. Gene Ontology annotation, cellular component: P-body.
UAGAUUUCCCUCUCUUUCUCUGGCGAACUGUGAUGUGAAAAUGGCGGACGAAUCAUCAUAUUCGAAGCCUUCUUCUCCCCCGAGUGAUUCGUACAUUGGUAGCUAUAUCAGUUUGACGUCAAAAUGCGAGAUGCGGUAUGAGGGAGUACUUUAUUAUCUCAAUCCACAAGACUCGACCAUUGGCUUGAAUAAGGUGAGGUCUUAUGGAACCGAGGGGAGAAAGAAAGAUGGGCAUCAAAUACCUCCUAGUGAUAAAGUUUACGAAUACAUUCUAUUUCGAGGAUGUGACAUCAAGGAUUUGCAAGUAAAGCCAUUUCCUACUCCUGAGGAGGAUACCAGUAUAGACGACCCUGCUGUGGUUAUUCAGUCAGCGCAUAGCAUGGGGGGGACUGCAGGUUCAUUGAGAUCAUCGGCCUACAUUAGUAGUGGUGGGUCCAUGACAGCUCCAGAUUUUAGUCAAGAAAAUAGGGUGGUCAAUCCUGUCACACUGGCUUCACAUCAAACUGGUACUAACUCUAGUCAAGUUAGUUCUUUACAAAUAAGUCCAAAUGCAAAUGUUGCAUCUGCUGCCCCACAACGUUAUUUCGAAGGAUUUGAUGGAAACUCAACUAGUGAAUCAUACAUACAGAAGCUACCUAAUCCAUUAGUGCCUACGAAUCAGCUUCCACCUCAUCCAGUGCAGGUUUAUGAAGAAAUGAGUCUAUUCCAAAAUCCUAUUGGAUUCAGUUCAUCUUCCCUUCCUACUGCUAAUUCUGUACAGUUUAAUAUGCAACCUCCUCCCGAUCCGAAUGAGCAAUACAAUCUGGUUGAUAUCUCUAUGCCAUCCACUUUAAAGACAUCUGUUUCAUCUCAUCUCACUCCACUAACUGGUAAUACAGUGGACAUGCCUUCUUUUUCUACAUUCAAUCAAGGCAUUGGAUGUCCACUUGUUUCUGAAGCUGAUUUAGGGUACGCCUAUAGUUCAUUUCCACCUAUUCCAGACUUCACAACAGGUCAAUUGUCUGAGGAAGGACCGAAUUUUUUAACAACAGAUCAGUUGGGUCAUCUUAGGCCUCCUGUGCUGUCAACUUUGGACAAUAUCUAUGUUGAUCAGAAAAAUAUGGAUUCUAUUAGUGCUUCAUCUUCAAUAACUGCACCAGAAGUUCCAGUGGCAUUCUUGCCAUCAAAUCUCCCUGGAAAACAGUCGUUUUUCACUGAAGAAUUUGAUUUUGAAGCAAUGAAUGAGAAGUUUAAAAAGGAAGAGAUAUGGGGUUACCUUGGAAGCACUAGACAAAGGGAAAAAACUCUAAGUGUUUCCUCUCCUCAAAACUUGGGUAAUGAAGGAUUGUAUGGAUCAGAACUACUGAAAAUUGAUAGCAAACCUGCUUACAACAAGGAAGAGUUCUUUGACACAUUGUCAAAGGCCUCUUAUAAUAAGCAUGAGUGUUUCAACACACUGUCUGGUAAUACGCACAUGCGUGGACCAAGGAACGGACCACCUAGGUUUUCUAAUCGAAUGAAGAUGGAUAACGAGACUUUUAGCAACUUCAACCAGAGACAUUAUGCUGGCUACGAUGCUCAUGAUGAGACUUACAGAAGCCCUCACAAUUGGGGAAGGGAUUAUAACCAUGAUGGAAGAGGAGGCGGUGAAGAGUAUUAUCCAUAUAAGCUUUGAGUUAUGUUGCAUGAAGAAUAAUGUGGGCAUGUAUUCCCUGGUUUUAUAAAAUCUAAUGCAGGUUUAUUAUUUUCUUUCUGGUCAAUGAUUACAUGUUCUCUUAUCCUCAUGAAUACUAUAUUAUUAAGCAGGAGGUUUAUUACU